AUGGGGAUCCCCAAAUUUUACCGGUGGCUCUCCGAGCGCUACCCGCUCGUGAACCAGCCGGUCAAGGUGGCGGGCUGUCCAGAGAUGGACAACUUCUACCUCGACAUGAACGGCAUCAUCCACACCACCUCCCACGGCAACGAUCCCUCGAAACCUGUGUCUGAGGAAGUGAUGAUCCCGCGCAUGUUCCAGUACCUCGACCACCUCUUCGCGAUGGUCCGCCCCCAGAAGCUCAUGUUCAUGGCCAUCGACGGCGUCGCGCCGCGGGCGAAAAUGAACCAGCAGCGCUCGCGGCGGUUCAAGUCUGCCAAGGAGCGCCUCGAGGCCAAGCAGGCCGCGGAGGCCAAGGGCGAGAAAGUCAGCGACUUCGACUCCAACUGCAUCACGCCGGGCACCGAGUUCAUGGCCCGCCUCGUCGACCACCUCCGUUUUUACAUCCGCAAGAAGAUCGCCGAGGACCCCGCGUGGCGAGUGCCGAAGAUCGUGCUGUCCGGGCCGGACGUUCCGGGCGAGGGCGAGCACAAGAUCAUGGAGUACAUUCGCACGCAGCGGCGGCUCCCGUCCUGGGACCCCAACCAGCGCCACUGUCUGUACGGGCUCGACGCCGACCUGAUCAUGCUGUCUCUGGUCACGCACGAGCCGCACUUCUGCCUCCUGCGCGAGGUCGUGCAGUACUCGCGCGGGGGACGCGGCCAGCCCGCCCGCGAGGUCAUCACAGACCCCAACGAGAACCACUUCGUGGUCUUCCAGCUGAGCGUCCUGCGCGACUACCUCGACCUCGAGUUCCGCCCCGCCUCCCCCGACGCCCUCCCGUUCCCCUACGACAUGGAACGCAUCAUCGACGACUUUGUGCUCUUCUGCAUGUUGGUGGGCAACGACUUCCUCCCGCCGCUCCCCACGCUCGACAUCGCGGAGGGCGGCCUCGACACGAUCAUCCGCAUCUACAAGGAGCGCCUCCCCAUCAUGGGCGGGUACCUCACGGAGCGAGGAAAGCUCUCGCGCCCGCGUCUAGAGGCGCUCCUGGCCGAGUUCGGAACGCUGGAGCAGCAGAUCCUCGAGGAGCGCGCGGCGGACGCGGAGUCGUUCGCGGCGCGGCAGCAGAAGAAGCGCCGCGGCGGGGGCGGCGCGGGCAACGCGGCGGUACAGCGGGGGAAGCAGGUGCUGCCGCAGGGCGUGCCGACGGGCGCGCCGGCGGCGCCGGGCGCGCUGCCGCAGCGCGCGGCGGGUGUGCCGCUGUCGGACCGGUUCGGCGCGCUGGCGGUCGACGACGACGACAACGCGCCGUCGGAGGCGCUGGCGGCGGCGGGGCGCGAACACUCGGGCGCGUCGGGCAGCAGCGCGGCCUUCUCGCAGGCGAUCGCGGACGCGGAGACGGACAUCCCGCUCGAGCCGCUCGAACCCGUCGAGGAGGACGACGACGACGACGACGACGACGACGAGGUUGCGGACCACAUGCAGGGCCCGACGAUGAUGGCCGGGGAGGCGCGCGCGCUGUUCCUGGCCGGCCGCGCCGACGAGGCGCUCGCGCGCUGGAAGGACCGCUUCUACCGCGACAAGCUCGGCCUGCCGGACUCGGGCCCCUCGGCGCGGCGCGUCGUCCAGUCCUACAUCGAGGGUCUCCACUGGGUACUGGAAUACUACUACCGCGGCGUGGCGUCCUGGGACUGGUUCUACCCGUUCCACUACGCGCCCUGCGCGUCCGACAUGAAGCAGCUCGCCGACUGCCACGUGCGCUUCAGCCAGGGCGAGCCUUUCCUCCCGUUCCAGCAGCUCCUGGCCGUGCUGCCGCCGAGCUCCGCCGGGCUCCUCCCGGACGCCUACCGCGCGCUCAUGUGCAGCCCGGCGUCGCCGCUGCGGGAGUUCUACCCCGAGGACUUCGCGGUCGACUACGAGGGCAAGCGCGCCGACUACGAAGGCGUCAUCCUCGUGGCGUUCAUCGAUCAGGAGAAGCUGCUGCGGGAGGAGGCGAAACACGUCAAGCCCGGCAUGCUCCAGGAGCACGAGCGGGCGCGCAACCGCGAGGGCGUGAUCUUCGUGUUCGAGCACCAGGAGGGGUCCACGGAGACCACGUACCUCGAGUCGACGCUGCCGCGGUCGUACGGGUCGCUGCCGCGGUGCAACUCGGUCGUCGCGACGGUGCCGCGGCCGCCGCCGCUCGCGCCGGGCGAGGCCGGCUUCGGCGCGCUGUGUCCGGGCGUGCGGAUGCGGCGCAACGCGCCGGCGGGCUUCCCGACGCUGCACACGCUGACGUUCGGCUGGGAGCGCCGGCUGGGCGUGUGCAACGUCUUCGGGAUGAACAGCAAGAAGGAGUCGAUGGUGCUGUGCCUGAAGCCGCUCUCCGCGACGCUCGGGACCGCCGACGUGUCCUCCGCGGUGCGCGCGCUCGCGGCGUCGCCGGCGUUCGCCACGAUGCGCGUCUUCGUGCGGUACCCGUACCUCCAGGAGGCGCAGGUCGUGGCGAUCUCGGACGGCAUGCACCGCUACAACGCCGACGGCACCUCCUCCGGCAUCGACGGCCUCGAGCGCAAGGACUGGCAGGAGGGGGCCUCUGAGCUGGCCCGGAAGGCGCUGACCGCGCAGGGCGUCGACACGGGCGUCGUGGACUGCCUGCUGCACGUGCGGUGCUGCGAGGGCCUCGUCCGCAACCUCGACGGCACGAUCGAGAAGCGCUUCGCGCGGGAGGAGACGGCGGUGCCGUUGCAGCUUGUGGUGCGGCAGACGCAGCAGCAGGCGGACCCGAUGCCGCUGGCGCGCGCCGCGAAGAUGCUGCGGUUCGCGCCGAACACGCCCGUGCUGUUCCUCGGGCGGGCGCACUACGGCGCCGUGGCGGUGGUGCUGGGCGCGAGCUCGGCGACGGCGGCCGCGCUCCGGGAGGGCAAGAGCGUGGCCCCGGGGGACAUGCGGUACCGCGUGCGCGUGUUCACGCCCGCGACGACGUCCGCGCAGAUCGCGAAGAGCGCGCGGUCGCUGCUGACGGGCGUGCGCCCGCAGACGCUCCCCGCGCACCAGGUCGCGCGCAAGGUCGGCCUGUCGGCGCGCGCGUUCGGGUCCGUGACGAGCUCGAUCUGGGUGCGCACGGGCGACGGCCGCAACGACUCCGUCGACAUCGGCCUCUGCGUCAAGCAAGGCAAAUCCAACAUGGUGGUGCCGGACUUCUGCCUUCCGGACCCCGCCGGCCGCGCAGGCUACGUAUACACGCACGCGCUCCUCCGCGCGCUGCAGCAGUACAAGAACACGUACCCCGGCGUGUUCGACGCCAUCGAGACGUGGUGCAACUCGUCUGACCCGGCGCCGGGGGGCAAGCGCGCCAACCUCCAGGCACGGGACCUCUUCCCGGCAGCGGCCGACGCGGCGGCGGAGGUGCACAGGCUGCACAAGUUCCUCGCGGGGCUCGAGACCGGGAAGCGGCCGAUGGUGCGCGAGGACGCGGCCGUGGCGUUCGCGGACGCCAUCCGGCAAUUCCAGCUGUCGCUGCCGCAGGGCGCGGCGGCGGCGGGCGGCGUGGUCGAGAUGGACGAGGUGAUGCCGGCGCUGCUGCUGCCGCCGGUGGACCCGGCGAGCAAGCUCCUGACGUCGCUCACGGGGGGGGAGUUUUGCGUCGGGGACCGCGUGGUCGCGGUGGGGUCCACGGGAACUCCCCCCUUCGGCCGGCGGGGCACCGUCGUCGGCGCGUUCGAGACGUACUGCGAGGUCGUGUUCGACGCGCCGUUCCAGGGCGGCAGCAACCUGUUUGGCCGCUGCACGGCCGACACGGGCGCGCUGGUGGGCACGCAGCUGCUGCUGAGCACCAGCCGCCCGCGGGCCGUGCCGGUGCCGCGCCACGCCAUGCCGAAGAUCGUGCGCGCCGCGGCCGAGGCCGGGCAGGCCGGGAUCGUCCCCGUCGACGUCCCUGCGCCCACGCAGACCCAGAAAUCGAGCGGAGAGAAGAUUUCGCAGAAGGUCAAGGACAUUCACGCCGCCAUCGACAUGAUGAUGGCGAAGACGGGCGGGGCCGUGCCGGGGAACCCGCAGCCGCACGCGCCGCCGCCGCCGCCGGGCGCGCACCUCCUGGCGAUGCUCGGGCGCGACGCGCAGCAGCCCGCGCCGCCGCCGGCGUGGGGCGGGGCGUCGAUCGGCGCGAUGGAGGCGGCGCAGGCCGCGACGGCGCGCGCCCGCGCGACGAAUCCUGAAUUCGUUGCUGCGCGAGAGAUGGCGGCGGCGGAGGCGGACAUGGAGGCGUCGGUGGCGGCGCCGGGGCCUGGCGCGACGGGGCGCGCGGUGGGGUCGCUGGACGCGAUGUACGCGAGCAUACAGCAGCAGCAGGAGGCGCAGGCGCGGGCGCGGGCGCAGGCGCAGCGCGCGCAGCAGGCCGAGGUGACGGAGAAGAGUUUCUGGGAGAUGAUGACGGCGGCGGGCGGGCCGAAGAAGUGA
Pedinophyceae sp. YPF-701 is the source of this 4410-nucleotide messenger RNA. Lineage: Eukaryota; Viridiplantae; Chlorophyta; Pedinophyceae. The record is from the annotation of a GenBank genome assembly.